Chaetomium fimeti is the source of this 1637-nucleotide messenger RNA. RefSeq lists its product as uncharacterized. Bases 137 to 1498 code for a protein of 453 amino acids. Gene Ontology annotation, biological process: positive regulation of mitochondrial translation. NCBI's taxonomy places the organism in Eukaryota, Fungi, Ascomycota, Sordariomycetes, Sordariales, Chaetomiaceae. The record is from RefSeq and is a predicted model, not a curated record. The transcript has a single exon.
CCCAGACUCUUUUUUCCCAUCCUGUAUAACCCGACAAUGAAUUCCACUACAAAACUCUAACCAAGCAUUGCCCGACCGAACGACGCCGGGUUCACCGAUCGACUACCGAGACCAAUUCCCUUUCAAUGGCGCCGUCAUGAGGCCCUUACUGCCAAAUCUAGGGUCAGUUGCGCGGAGUGCCAACCCCACCAUCUUCUCUCCAACGCCAUCUCGACACCUCUCUAGCCACCGACACUUCCACCCCACACCCGCCGCCUGGAUUCCGCGCCGCCGAAACUUCUUCACCUCCAAUGUUCUCCUACAGCAGGAUGGCAAAGAGCCGUCUGUCCGCCCCACGGCCGGCAAGAAAGGCGCCGAGAACAACAGCAACAACGGCAGCAACAGCAGCAAUAACACGAACCUCUCGGCCCACAAGAAGCGAAAGCCCCCGUUAAAGAACUCGCUCCACCGUGUGGCCAUUGUCGCCCAGAAGGGUGUGCCCGCGAAGCCCCCUCCGUCCGCCGCCGAACCCCAAACCGGGUCCGAGGGCAGCGCCACCAUUAGCGCCGUGUGCGUAGCCGAGUCGUUCGACAUGGACAGGGUGGAGGACAUAUUGAAAAAUCACGGUUUCUCGCUCGACCCGGAUGGCAACGGAUUUGAGUCCCACGAAGUCGUCCACGCUCGUGGAUUUAACACUGGAGACAUCUUCGUGUUCCCCUCCGGCACUGUGGUGACGUGGGGGCUGCCGCCGGACGUCGUUAACACGCUAGCCACCAGGCACCUCCUCCCAGCCGCGGAGACCCCUUUCAUCGAGAGCAAGGAGGAGGAGGACCUCGAGUUUCUGGUCGAUCCAGAGCAGGACCAAAGCGGCGUGACCGGAGACGUGGUCGUGCUCGGCACCCGUCGCGAGGUGGAAGCCGGCGACCGAUUAGAGACUACCCUGGCCAAGAUCGCUUUCUCCUCCGGCCUGGCCCGCAGCACCAAACUCGCCGUGCUCGAGAGCUCGCUCACCCGCUACCUCGAGAGCACGCGGCACAUCCCCGAGCAGCUCUCUCAGGGCAUACACACGCCCCUGUCACGGGGCAUGAUCCUCCAAAAAGCCGGCGAGCUGCUGAACCUGCGCAGCCAGCUGAACCACUACAACGACCUGACGGACGCGCUACCGGACAUUUUCUGGGACACGGAGGAGAAGCUGGAGACGUACUACGCCAAGAUCGGCAAGGCGCUCGACGUCGGCGUGCGCAUCAAGACGCUCAACGACAAGAUGACGUACGCCCAGGAGGUCGUCGGCGUCGCCCAGGGCGUGCUCGACAUCAGCGAGAAGAUGUCGAGCGAGGCCCACAGCACCCGCCUCGAGUGGAUCAUCAUCAUCCUCAUCGCCAUCGAGGUCGCCUUUGAGCUGCGUCGCCUGUACAUGGAGCGGUAUGAAGUGUUCCAGGAGGACCUCCUCACCGAGCUGCGCGCGCUGAGGGCGGAUAUGCGGAAGGAUGGGAAGACCGGGGAGGCUGCCUCGAAGUGAGCGGAGCGUGUCUUGGACAGGAUGGCUGGCGGGAUGCCAGGUAGAGAAAUAAUGAUACCCAACUCAGAGUUACUGCGCCGGCGUUGCUGGUGGAAUUACAUGUGUAUGAGAAACAAAUGGAACUGCUCUCCGCUUUCAA